AUGGCUGCAGAGUUUAUAACAUUUUCUUUCUUGAAAAUGUCGUUUGGCAAGAAACUGCUCCUCCAUAUUCUGUGGUGUUUCUCCUUGAUCGGUCUCAGUUCCCAAACACGGAAACAUUACAGUUUUGUUGUGAGAGAAGCCCAAUAUACAAGACUCUGUUCCACAAAAAACAUAUUAACUGUGAAUGGAUAUUCUCCAGGACCAACUAUCAGAGUCCACAGGGGAGACACAAUCUUUGUUAAUGUUUAUAACAGGGGCAAACACAAUAUCACUUUACACUGGCAUGGAGUGAAGCAACCAAGGAAUCCAUGGACAGAUGGUCCUGCAUACAUAACUCAAUGCCCCAUCCAACCUGGAAGGAAAUUUAGACAGAAGUUGAUUUUUUCUACUGAGGAAGGGACCAUAUGGUGGCAUGCUCAUAGUGACUGGGCAAGAGCCACUAUUCAUGGGGCUAUCUAUGUCUAUCCACAAAAGAAUAGUACCUACCCUUUUCCCAAGCCUGAUGCAGAGAUUCCUAUCAUAUUUGGAGAAUGGUGGAAGAGUGAUGUCAAUGAGGUCUUCAUAGAAUCUAUUCAAACUGGAGGAGCCCCUAACAUAUCUGAUGCUCUCACUAUAAAUGGUCAACCCGGGGAUCUGUACCCUUGCUCAGCAUCAGAAACAUUCAAGUUAAAUGUAGACCAAGGCAAGACUUAUCUCCUCCGCGUUGUCAACGCGGCAAUGAAUCUCAUUCUCUUUUUCUCUGUCUCCCAACACAACCUCACUGUUGUUGGUGCUGAUGCAAUGUACACGAAGCCAUUGACAAGAGAAUACAUAUGCAUAUCACCGGGGCAAACAAUGGAUGUAUUAUUGCAUGCCAACCAAGAACCUAGUCAUUAUUAUCUGGCUGCAAGGGCAUAUUCGAGUGGGGCUGGAGUUGCCUUUGCUAACACCACAACCACUGCAAGAGUAGAGUAUAAUGGGAAUUACACUCCACCUUCACCUCCUUCAUUACCAUACCUUCCAAACUUUAAUGACACAAAAGCCGCUUUUGACUUCAUUUCAAGCAUGAGAGGCUUACCUCAAAGUUACCCCCACUCAGUCCCAACAAAUAUCACAACUCAAAUAGUUACCACUCUUUCUGUCAACACGUUCCCAUGCCCCAAUGGAAGAACCUGCCAAGGACCAAAUGGAACCAUUUUUGCUGCUAGCAUGAACAACAUUAGUUUUGAGACGCCUAACUUUGACAUUCUAGAAGCCUAUUACUACCAUAUCAAUGGGGUAUUCAAAACAGGAUUUCCUAGAUUUCCACCAUAUAUAUUUAACUUCACUGCGGAUUUUUUGCCUCUAACCUUGAAUAUUCCAAGGCAAGGGACAAAGGUUAAUUUUCUGAACUAUGGUUCAACGGUGGAAAUAGUUUUCCAAGGGACAAACGUUGUUGGGGGGAUAGACCAUCCUAUGCAUCUGCAUGGAUUCAGUUUCCAUGUUGUUGGAUUUGGGUUUGGCAAUUUCAACGAAAGCAAAGACCCCAUGAAUUUCAAUCUCAUUGAUCCUCCUUAUUUGAAUACAGUGAUUGUGCCAAUAAAUGGAUGGGCUGCAAUAAGGUUCGUGGCUACCAACCCUGGAGUAUGGUUUAUGCAUUGCCAUCUAGAACGCCACCAAUCUUGGGGCAUGGAGACAGUGUUUAUUGUGAAGAAUGGCAAGUCUUCCAAUGAAACAUUACCUCCUCCACCGCCAGACAUGCCACCAUGUUGA
This is a messenger RNA of Abrus precatorius (Indian licorice), 1731 nucleotides long. Its product is annotated as laccase-15-like. Gene Ontology annotation, cellular component: apoplast. Lineage: Eukaryota; Viridiplantae; Streptophyta; Magnoliopsida; Fabales; Fabaceae. The transcript has 7 exons. The coding region runs from base 1 to 1731 and encodes 576 amino acids. Gene Ontology annotation, molecular function: hydroquinone:oxygen oxidoreductase activity; copper ion binding. Gene Ontology annotation, biological process: lignin catabolic process. The record is from RefSeq and is a predicted model, not a curated record.